AUAUUUUAUGAUAAAUAUUAAAGAUAUGAAGUCAAAUCAUACUUAAUGAAACUGAUUAAGGCUACUCAACAUACAAUUUUUUCUAUUAAAAUCUGUUUCGCUCUUCCAAAUGCUGAUAUAAAUUUUCGAUCACAAAUGCUGCAAAAUAAGCAUUUCAUCUCAUGAAAAAAUGUGGCUUAGAAGGAAAAUUAUCUUCCUUCAAACUUUGCUGUGUUUUUCCUUAGUUCCAAUCAACUGCAAAAAACUGACUGAAUACGAAUUUGUUGUUAAAGAAGCUCCUUAUAGAAGACUCUGCAGCAAGAAACCCAUAUUGACAGUGAAUGGACAAUUUCCAGGCCCAACUAUUACAGCCUACUAUGGUGAAACGAUAUAUGUAAAUGUUCACAACAAGGGGAAUUCCAACAUCACAUUGCACUGGCAUGGAGUGCAGCAACCAAGGAAUCCAUGGUCAGAUGGCCCUGAAUACAUCACCCAGUGUCCCAUCAAACCAGGAGGAAAAUUCAGGCAGAAGUUGAUUUUUUCCACUGAGGAAGGGACCCUAUGGUGGCAUGCUCAUAGUGACUGGGACAGAGCCACAGUUCAUGGACCUAUCUUUAUAUAUCCAAAAAAGGGUGAAUCCUACCCUUUUCCCACACCUGAUGCAGAAGUGGCCAUAGUAUUAGGAGAAUGGUGGAAGAGUCAAGUCAAAGAUGUUCAUGAAGAAUUUAUAAAAAAUGGAGGAACCCCAAAUACAUCUGAUGCAAUCACUAUAAACGGUCAACCUGGUGACUUUUUUCCUUGCUCAAAGUCAGAAACAUUCAAGUUAAAUGUAGACCAUGGCAAGACUUAUUUUCUGCGCAUUGUGAAUGCUGCAAUGAAUCUCAAUCUCUUUUUCUCUGUUUCAAAGCACAAUCUCACAGUUGUUGGUACUGAUAGUGGCUACACUAAGCCACUGAUAAGAGACUACAUAGUCAUAACUCCAGGGCAAACAGUGGAUGCACUAUUGCAAGCAAACCAAAAAGCUAGUGACUACUACAUGGCUGCAAGGGCAUAUUCAAGUGCAUUAAUUCCCUUUAACAAUGCCACAACCACAGCUAGAAUACACUACAUGGAGAAUCAUGCUCCAACAAAAUCUCCUCCGUUACCUUAUUUGCCUGACUAUAAUAACACAAAAGCAGUUUUUGACUACUAUGUUAGCCUCAAGGGCUUAACCGAAACAUACCCUUAUCAAGUCCCUAAAGAUAUCACCACUCAUAUUCUAACCACCCUUUCCAUUAACACACUUCCAUGCCUUGAUCACCAAACCUGUGCAGGACCAAAUGGAACACGUUUAGCCUCUAGCAUGAACAACAUAAGCUUCAAUGCCCCCAGAUUUGACAUCCUAGAAGCUUAUUACUAUCACAUCAAUGGGGUGUAUGAUAGGGGGUUUCCCAGAUUUCCACCAUUGGAAUUUGACUAUACAGCAGAGUAUUUGCCUCUGGUCCUUCAGAUGCCAAAGAGAGGAACCAAGGUUGCAGUUAUUAAAUAUGGUUCAACAGUGGAACUUGUUUUUCAAGGGACAAACUUGGUUACUGGGAUAGGCCAUCCAAUUCAUGUCCAUGGAUUUAGUCUCUUUGCUGUAGGAUUUGGGUUUGGGAAUUUUGACGAAGAGAAGGACCCCAUGACCUACAAUCUCGUUGAUCCUGCUCUUGUCAAUACAGUACUAGUGCCUAACAAUGGUUGGGCCUCCGUAAGGUUCCAUGCUCUUAACCCAGGGGUGUGGUUUGUGCAUUGCCAUCUAGAAAGACACCUCUCUUGGGGCAUGGAAACUGUGUUACUUGUGACCAAUGGAGAAGGUGAUGCUGCAUUACUACCUCCACCUCCAGAUAUGCCACCCAGUUGAAGAACAUCCUUGGUAGAAAA
Vigna umbellata (rice bean) is the source of this 1881-nucleotide messenger RNA. Its product is annotated as laccase-15-like. Lineage: Eukaryota; Viridiplantae; Streptophyta; Magnoliopsida; Fabales; Fabaceae. Gene Ontology annotation, molecular function: copper ion binding; hydroquinone:oxygen oxidoreductase activity. Gene Ontology annotation, biological process: lignin catabolic process. Gene Ontology annotation, cellular component: apoplast. The record is from RefSeq and is a predicted model, not a curated record.